AUGGCGGGCACCUCCGAUAUUGCGACGGCCGUUCCUCACAAUCACCCCAAGAGUCUUCGAGCUCAUCUCCAGAGCCUUCUACCUCGUCAUGCCGUGUUUCAUGCCCAAAUCGAGAUACAACAGAUAUCGAGUGUACCCCUCGUUCAUGGAGAGUUUGCCGUGCGGUGGAAGCUGAAGAAUCUGACUACGCCACCUGGGUCGAAGAGUAGCUUACUGGGGAUCGUAAAUCCUAGGAGGAGUGGUGGAACGAGCCCCAAUUCCAGCAAAUUUGACAUCAAGGGUAAGGGAAAGGAGAGGGAACAGGCAGAGGAAGAAGUGGAUAUCGAAGACGAUAAUGAAUCGAGCAGCGUCUAUGCAUCUUCAAUAUCUCCCGACGGCUCGUCAAGUCUCAGUUCCUCUGGCGACGACCGGCACGUUAUGCCCUCAGUCGUCAUCUCUUCGGGUGCCAGUUCAUCGCAUUCGCAUUCGUCACCAUCCACGCCUGCAUCUUCUCGCCCUGCAGCUCGUGGGCAGACACCCUUUCUGCCGCUCAUGGAACAUUCAGUGACGUGGUCCCAAUCAUUAUCUGUUUAUAUCAAGAUACCACUGUCUCGUGACCGUGAAAAUCCCGACGUUCUCAUGCCCAAUCCCGCUAAAUUCGUCGUGAUUCAGCGCGUUAUCUCUGGAGACCCCGAUGCGCCACAAAACCCACGCAUGGGAGCUGUCUACCUUGACUUGUCUCAAUAUGCGGACCCGAGUCUUGGCGAAGUGACGCGUAGAUAUCUCCUCAGGGAGAGCAAGACGAAUGCUACGUUGAAGCUGAGUAUCCAGCUCACCCACGUCGGAGGCGAAAAGGCAUUUGUGGCUCCAUCAUUACCGAAGGGCGAGAUCCUGAACGGGGUAGCGGCCUUGUUAGAGAAUGACGUGUACAGAACCCGGCCCCGCGGAUUCAAUAUUUAUGGACAAUAUGGCGCCUCGAAAACGCAUAUCCACGACCAUCAUGAGGAGGAUCCAUAUGAUUCUGAUUCAACGACUUCUUCUCGGUCACGCGCACACUCCUAUGCCUCCUCUAAUCAUCAUCACCGCCAGUAUGAGCAGCAGCAAGGCAGGCUGACACGGCCGUAUGAUUUAUCAGAGCUUCCUCUUGCCUAUGCAUAUGGUCCCAAAACCACCGAGGCGCUAAUCGAAUCCCUCUUCAACCCACUUGAAGUCUCAGAGAGAACCAGAGUGGAGGGGAAGGAGAGUCCUUUCGUGAACUACGUUUCUGGUCUGGAUGACGAUAGUCCUAUGCUGGGCAAGAGGGUUGGUCUGUCACAAGCCGCAUAA
Molecule: messenger RNA, 1305 nt
Organism: Desarmillaria tabescens
Lineage: Eukaryota; Fungi; Basidiomycota; Agaricomycetes; Agaricales; Physalacriaceae
Exons: 2
Coding region: 1-1305 (434 amino acids)
Source: RefSeq, a predicted model, not a curated record